CGCAGCCGCGCGGAGCGGAGCGGGGCCGGGCCGGGCUGCAGAUGUGCUGCGGGGGAAGCGUGCCCCGGAACCCCCAUUUAAUCACCCUACUCCUGAAAAGCAGAGCACGAAAUGCCGUGUAAAGCCCUGCCCGGAGCCCCCGAGCCCGUCCUGCAGAAGUUGGUCUGUUUGUGGUAACACCUUUUUGCAUCGUUCUGUCCAAAAGAUAAAAAGAUGAAAGCCUCGGUCAUGCUUUGCAGCAAAUUUCAUGUAACAUACAAGGGGAACUGAAGCAGAAACCAAAGCCAAGGCAAAGCAGCAUCUGACCUUGUCACUGGGGGGCAGAAAACAGCCGCUGGUUCCACUGGUGCUUCAAUCAAGCUCCCUGGGCAAUGUGGAAUUGCAGAGAGCUCACAAAGUGCAAGUUCCUUCCAGGUCCGUAGGGUGAAUAAAAGUUGUUAAUUCUUGGCUUGAUUUGUCAUCCUUUGGGGGCAAAAAAAGGUAUGUCAGACUGGCAAUUAUACAGUUAGACCGAGCACAAGUGGAAGUGGGUUGCUCUGGAGAUGAGAGUGACUGAGGCCAGCAAAGCCAAGGAGAAGCCUGUUCAACUCCACAUCUACCCGGGAUUCCUUGGAGAGGUGAUAAAGUGAGUAAUAAGGAGAAGUGGGAGUUAUAAAGUGAAUGCGACAGCUCCAGCAGAACUUCUUCUCACUGCCACAUACGCUCGUUACAAAGCAACUAAUGUUAUUUGGAAAUCUAUUUGAGGAGAAAAUGCACUUUGAGCAUCUCUGCAGUUCUUGUGUCUGAAGCAUUGAUCAGGAGAAUCGGCAGCACAACGCCAACAAAGGAAAAGAGAAUAUGGUGAAGGCAGCUAAAGAAAUUCAAAUGGAGAACCCAAGAGAGGCAGAGACUCCCAGCACAGGGGCUACAUGUUCCCCACCAGAGGAACAAGCGAAAAAACCCUCUAUGCUCUGUUUUAAGAAGCAAAAGAAAUCCUGUAAGAAAGGGCUGACUGUGAAGGAUGCGUGCGAAGGAGCCUCAGAAGAGAAAAGCCAAUGUGUCAGCGCUGACCAAGAGGAGGCAAAAGCUUCCAAUCCAUCACGAUCCUCCAAAGGGACUUGGGCAGCCAUCAAAAACCUUGCCAAACCUCGGAGAAGGCAGAAGUCCUCCUCACGGAAGAAGGUGCCCUCUGAUUCCCAAGUGCAGCUGGAGGUGGAUGCUGAGGAGAGCUGUGCGCGAGACCUCCCAAAGAAACGGGCGAGCUCUGGGGUGAAGAUGCCCUGUGUGAGAUUCUCCAGAGGCAAGAAAAAACCCAGCCCCUCAGAAGCAGUGGAGGAGUCAGAGGGCAGUGUUCAAGCAAAUGAAAUGAUGGGUGUUGUGAAUAAGGCUAGUGAAGAGCUAGAGGAUUUGGCCCCGACGGACAAAUCUGAAUCCUUCAGCCCAGUCUCUGCACAGGAGGAGCGGGAUAUGGUGAAACAGGAUCAGCAUAGAAUGAAAGAGGAGAAGGACACGGUGAAAGAGGAUCAGGAUACAGUGAAGGAGGACCAGGAAAUGGGGAAGGAGGACCAGGAUACAGUGAAAGAGGACCACGAUACAGCAAAGGAAAGUGACACCUCUGUUGGGAAGAGUGAGCCCUUGACAGAGCCCACAUAUGAUGCAGAGGAACAUUCGGAGUGCACUGUUCAGUUGGAGAUAACCCAUUCAGAGACAGCUGAUGAAACAGCCCAGGACAAACUGCAGGAAGGGAGCCUACCCCAAAUCACCAAUGAUGCAAAGGGGAGGGAAGUUGCUCCCAAAGUGCCUGUUCCUAAAGACCAACAUGACAAUGUCCCUGAAAUCACAGAGUGGCAGGAAAUCCCUAAUAUCUGCAAAGAGAUGCCUGAAAGGGAUGAACUGGAAAAGAGCAUAAAUCUUCCCAAGGAGUGCAAAGCCGAGGAGUCUGUAACUGAUUUCAGUGAGUUGGCAUCAGGAGGUGAUGCAGCAAGUGUGCAGGANGCAGUGAGUGCACAGGAUGUAUCAAGUGUGCAGGAUGCAGUGAGUGCACAGGAUGUAUCAAGUGUGCAGGAGGCAGUGAGUGUGCAGGAAUGCUCCAGCCGUCAAAUAUUAGAAGCAAAUGCAGGUGCUGGUGUCAGCAUCGUCAUCACCAUCACCGAAGCUGAGGACUCCGACAACACCGACUCUGACCAGGCCUAUGAGCCGUCCCCAGUUUUGCGUCAAAAAAAGCAAAAAGGGAAUAAAAAAUCGAACAGGAAUGCUGAUGUUGGUGAAAAAGAGGGCCCCGAGGCUGGUGGCGGUCCCCAGGCAGAGGAGAAAGGUCUGGGUGACCAGGGGCACAGAACUGGGGAGCAGUACGAGUUGCUCCUUGUAGAAACCGCCUCUUCCCUCGUGAAGGCGGCCAUUCAGUCAUCCAUAGAGCAGCUGGUCAACGAAAUGGCCCUGGAACAGAAUAAACACAACAGCUUUCUGUGAUGGCAGCCUUGCCCCAGAGAGAAAGAGUAGAGGGAGUGAUUUCAAGCUCCAUUUGGCCUGCGGGGUGUGUGGAGAACUCGGAGAGCUCCCGGGGCCGAGGUGUAGUUAAUUCUGCAUGCCCGUUCAGUUGUGUGUCUACGUGGAGCGGAUCCUGGGAUGUGGGCAGACCCUGCUGAGUGCAGUGCAUCCCCUGGGGCUUCAGACAGCGCCACUGACCACAGCUGCGGAAAAAUUAAGAUGUUACAGUGACUGUAUUUUCACUUAUUGGCACAUUUAUGUCAAGGCCACAUUUCUGCCGUCACCCAUGUCCUAUUUCCCCGCUGCUCACGCUGCAGAUCUGUACAUACCAUGUGUUUGAAGAAAGGUCCUGAGAGGCAGUGAGUGCCUGUCCUGCUGCUGGGCUGGAUUUGGGGCACGCUGAAACAGCUGGAGGCUCGUUGGGGCUCUACUGCAGAUGAGGAAGAGUGAAGUGUCUGCAAUAUUAACACGGAAGCAUCAUUGCCAGGCUGUGUUUUGUGCUGUGAACAGGCCCUUGCUACGCACAGGCACCGGGAACCGCGGUCACUGCUGUCGCAUGAAGCCGGAGAGUUCCAGUGAGCUCCCUCUCUCCUUCACUCGGCCUCUCCCCCGUCACAAGCAGCCUGUGCAUCUCCAGAUUCGCUCAAGCUCAACAUCGGGCUCGCCUUGCUGACCCCGGGCUGCGCGAAUGCCAAGAAAGCGACAGCGCCUCGUUGGCUGUGGGGCCUUUCUCGCACCACGAAACCCAAGGGGCAGAACUCCCUGCUGGGCUGGGCGAGAGCAGCUCUGCCACAGGCAGCCCCUCUCCUCCCUCCCUCCUUCCCUCCCUCCCUCCCCAUCCCGCUGUCGUGGUGAAGCUCUCCUCAGAUGUAGCAUAUUUUUUAUACAUGGCAUGCGAUAUAAAUAGCAGUGAGCUGCAUGCGUGUUAGCAGUCAACAUAGUUUGGGAAGCUGCCGUGUGCUGCCGGCACUGGGAUUGCUUUGGUUGGGUCUGAGUGCCGCUGGCAUCCCUGGCUGCCUGUCCCUCACCGCUCCCCGCUCGCAGCAAAGCCCUCCUGCCUUCAUCCAGCCCAGGCAUCCCUAGGGAAUGGUGCAUUAUGCCCGGCUCGCUGCCACCAGGCUCUGGCACGCCAUGUAGCUCGCUCUGAAACAUGCAGGGAAAUGCUGGAGCAAUCUUACCAAAGUCCUCAGGGAAAAAAAUCCAGACAUGAGGGCCUGAGGACAUGGCUGGAAAAUGCCUGGACAAGCAACACUGCUGUCAAACCCCCGCCAACUGCCCUGCCCCAAGGGGGUUUGCACAGGGCUAGCGUGCGUGUGCGAGCAUCACCUCCAGCUAGCAGCUCUCCAGGAGAAAGGGGCCUUUUAAUGACAUGGGAUUGCAUCUGCGUGGCCAGGAGUUGUGUCCAGCUGUGGGCAAGGCAGUGUGUUCCUCUGAGAGAAUUCUCCUGCGUGUUCCUCAGCCAGCACAGAAAUAGCAGCUGCGCUUGGCAAUUGCUCCCUGACCACGCACUGAGAUUUCCCUUCCCAGCGCAGACUUUGGAUUCCUGCUGAAAUACAAGGGCUGUACCUGUCCCUUGUACCUGGUGCACAACCGUGUUUUAAACCUCCUUAAAACAUCUCCUUGAUGUCACAAGAGGACUGCGAGCAGCAAGAGCCACAGCUCAUCUCUGUGCAAGUAAAACUUAAAAAAACCCAGAGGGUGGUAAAGAAAAAAAAAAGUGUCUUUUUUUUUUUUUCCCUGUGAAUUUGUUUAUGAAGUUAUCAGCUAUUGAUAAUUCAGUGUGUACAAUUUUAAUGGCUUUUUACUUCAUAUUGGUCCUUUCAGGUAUUUUGCCAUAGUUUUGAAAAAGGGACUUUUAAAGGACAAAAGAUGUACCUUUGGAGCUGCCACAGCACCCUGGGAAGGGCCAUCCUGACGCUGGGAGUGGCUUAUGGGAUUACACUGGGCACUGUGGCAGGCUGGUGCUGAGCAAAGGGCUGCAGCAUUGCUGUGGGAUCCCACUGGAGUCAGCUGCACAGGAGGAUGUCCAAGCUUCAAUAAAUAAACACAAAAUAACCCCACAGGGCCAGGCUGUCAUCCUCUAUCAGCCUGCUAAGCUGUUCUGGGAGGAUUUUGCGUUAUUUCAGUAUUGCCUUUUAGGUGAAACACAUCUUCAAAAAAGGAGGAGAAUGGCAGGAAUGCUUAGUCCUGCCCUGCCCUGCGACUUGCUCUGUGUCAGGGGGUUGGUUUGCAUCCUCUCUUGUAGCUGGUUUUCCCUCUGUUACAGCUGUACAUAGAACUGAUGAUUAUUUCAUUAAAGGUGAAUGUACCUGUUGUUUUUUUGCCUUGUGAUUGAGUGGGCAGCUAUGGAGAGAUUUUAUAUGUGAAAGGAUUAACUCACAGUGGUGCUCUGUUGUGUCCAGCUUUUUCAGGCAGUCAUACAGUGAGCAGACAGAAAUCUUAAUGUUGGUGGCAGAUCCAAAUUCUUUGGAGGUUUGCUCCUCCUCUGCCCUUUCUAUGAUGUUUCCUUUUGGUUGCUGGUCAAUCAUUUCCACUACAGAGUCCUGGCUGCCCAGGGACUGCUGUAAGGAAUUUGUGAAGGAUCACAAAUCUCUGGCAACUAAGAAAAGCCAUCCUGCUGCCCCAUGGUUAAACCCCUAUUAGAUACCCUGUGGCACCAGAGGAAAAUGUUUGAGGCUAUGCAGACUGACAAGGGUCAAACCCCCCUGCCAAUGGAAUGGCACAGCUCUGAUUCCAUGCAGGAGGUUUGGUUUCUCUGCAAGCUGCUUCCUGCUCCCAAGGCCUGGGAUUGCUGUUUCCAGAUGCACAGUUUGGUGCUGACAGCGUUCAGGUUGGGGCAUUUUGGGAGGGGGAGCAGCACAUUUGGUGUUUUGGCACUUCCUGUGACAGAUCAAAUCAGUCCCACACCCUAAAUGGUUUGUUUUUGCAUAAUGUCCUUCAUGUAAUUUCUUGAGACACUUUAAAAUGUACACAAAAUGCGGGGAAAGUUAUACAUUUUUAAUAGUAUUAAUACUAUUUAUUCUUUCAGGUUUACAGAACAAGAUAUAGGCUCAUAACAGCCGCUAAUGACUUAAUUAAGAUUCUCUACUCCUUCCUUAUGAUUAGAGAGUAGAACAUUAAUAAAACAUUUAUUCUUUCAUAGAAGGAAUGAUAAAUUUACUAUUGUGAAAGAGUGCCGGGCCAGGGAACCUGUGAGGAUGUGGCUGCGUGGUUGUGCCAGAGCACCAAAGGGUGCCCUGACUUUAGGACCAUCAUCCUCACCAACAGCUAAAAUAAUCUGGAAUUACCAUAGAAUCACAGGAUCAUUCAGGCUGGAAAAGACCUCUAAGAUCACCAAGCACUGCCAAGGCCACCACUAAACCAUGUCCCCAGGUGCCACAUCUACAUGUUUUUAAAAUCCCUCCAGGGAUGCUGACUCCACCACUGCCCUGGGCAGCCUGUUCCAAUGCUGGACACUCCUCUCAGGGAAGAACUUUUUCCUGAUAUCCAAUCAUUUUUAUAGCCACAUUCAGCUUGCUUAUGAGCUGUCUGGCUCCUUACCCAGAAAUUCAUUGCUUGCUGUCCUCUGAAUUAUGGAAGUGGUUCUUCAGCUCACCCCACAGCCUGUGCUGCUGCUUUUGUCCCAGAUGUUUCCAGUGCUCUCCUCAGUGGGGACAAUUCAGCUCCAUAUCCAACAAGUUCCCUGUUCCUGCUCUGCUCUGCUGUGUAAUUUUGAAUAUUUUCAUCUCCCACAGCUUUUUUUAUAUUAGCAGCAAAGAAAAGGGUGGUUAAAUAGUAUAAGUCACACGCAGAAAGGCUUCCAGGGAGAUAAAAAGCUUUUCUGUUAAGUCAACACUGAGCCCAGCAGAAAACAAGUGUAUCCAUUGAAAAAUUCCUUGUGGAAACUGCCAGUAGACAAUGAUGGCAGAAACAAAUAUUGCAUUUUCUUUCCUGCUCUGGGUCAGCAAAAGUGGAUUAGAAAUGCACAGGGCCGGAUCUCCAGCUGCUGAAGGUCACAGCAGCUCUACAGGCUUCAAAGCACUGACUCUGGAGCAGCCAGAAAUCUGGUGUUUGAAUCCAAGAUGCAAUCCCCACACAAAUCAUGGACAUUCUCACAUGCAACUUGUAAUAAAAGUGAAGAUAUGGUUGUGGGGGGGUCUUGCUGUUGCUUUUGUGAGGUUUGGGCUGUUAUGUUUUUUUCACAAAUGUAUGUAAGAAAUGGAGUAAAUUCACAAAAUACA
Parus major (Great Tit) is the source of this 6686-nucleotide messenger RNA. It is a transcript of the gene AKAP5, whose product is annotated as A-kinase anchoring protein 5. The coding region runs from base 838 to 2448 and encodes 536 amino acids. Lineage: Eukaryota; Metazoa; Chordata; Aves; Passeriformes; Paridae. The record is from RefSeq and is a predicted model, not a curated record. Gene Ontology annotation, molecular function: GABA receptor binding; beta-2 adrenergic receptor binding; protein kinase A regulatory subunit binding. Gene Ontology annotation, biological process: positive regulation of adenylate cyclase activity. Gene Ontology annotation, cellular component: dendrite membrane; plasma membrane; dendritic spine. The transcript is spliced from 4 exons.